ACAUUGUGUAUUUACAUACAUGAGUCGGUAGUAAGAUAAAAUAUUCGUGUAUUGACCGGACAAUUUAUACAAAAUGAGUCAAUUGUGGAACCCAGCAAAAUCUCAACUUGAUGGCCUUCCUGAAGAUAUGGCCUCAAAACUUUCUAUGGACACCAAGGCGACAUCGACACGAUUCGUACACCCUGGCACCGAGCCGCUUGUCCCGCCAAUCACACAUUCGAGCACCUACCUCAUGAGUAGCGUAGACGACUACCUCAGAAUUUUGAAAGAGUCUGGCUAUAUCUAUGGUCGUCUUGGUAACCCGAAUUCAGACGCCGCCGAGUGCGCGAUCAAUGCGCUUGAGGAAGGGGCCGGUACUUUGGUUUUUGGUUCCGGCAUGGCUGCCAUAAGCGCGGCUCUCAUCUGCUUCUUAAAGGCUGGAGAUCACGUGGUUUGUCAAAAUCCUUGUUAUAGUGCGACCUUUGAUAUGUUGGAUAAAAUCUUAGCCAAAUAUGGUGUAGAAACGUCUUGGGUGCCAGCCGGCUGUAACGUGGACGAAUACAAGAACAAGAUCAAACCGAACACAAAAUUACUUUACGGAGAAACUCCAUGCAAUCCUAUGCUGGCAAUUCUUGACUUGCAAAAGUUUGGAGAACUUGGAACUUCUAAAGGAAUUCUUACUAUCGUCGAUGGAACAUUUGCUAGUCUGUUUUGUCAGCAAAGCAUCAAGUUUGGAAUUGAUAUUUCGAUGCACAGCUGUACAAAGUAUCUUGGAGGUCAUAGCGAUCUUACGGCAGGCUGUCUAACGUUCAAGAAAUUAGAGCACUGGAAAAUGAUGAAGAGAUACCAGAGCACACUGGGUAUGCAAUUAUCUCCACACGACGCCAGUUUGCUGUUACGUGGUAUCAAAACCAUUCAUGUGCGUAUGCCACGUCAUUCAUCUAACGCGGCAAAAGUUGCGCAGUAUCUUGAAAAACAUCCAAAAGUGAAAGAUGUUAGAUUCCCGGGUCUCGAAUCACAUCCUCAUCACGAAUUAGCCAAGAAACAAAUGAAAGGCUAUAGCGGCAUGAUAGCUGUGGAAAUAAAGGGCGGGAUCGACGGUGGGAAGGCGUUUGUAGAGAACUUGCAUUUAGCCCAACUGGCAGUUUCAUUGGGCGGUGUGGAGACACUUGUCGAGCACCCAGCAACGAUGACCCACGGUCCAAUGAUCAUGUCAGACGAGGAACGUGAAGAGGCCGGGAUAACGCCAGGAUUUGUUAGAAUCAGUAUCGGAUUAGAGGACCCAGACGAUUUGAUAAGAGAUUUUCAACAGGCCUUAGACAAAGUUCCAGCGUGAUUGGCAGAUCAGCAUGACGUCAGUAGUCACGUGAACAUGAAAAACAUGUGUCGCCAACAUUUUUAUUUUAUAUACUCCAGUCCAACAAACGGCACUCGUUCUGUGACCAUAAUCGUAUUCUUUGUGAUAUUAUACUUAGGUACAAUACUGAAUUCUUUUUGACAAGUACAUACUACACAGCAAUAUAGCUUUUGCAGCAAUGUACGAGUCUAUAUGGAGUACAAUAUGCUUUCGAUACGGAUUUGUUGGACUCGGGAAAUGAUGAUUUGUGCGGAAAUAUCACGUGAUGAAAUGCUGGAAGAUUAUUGGUUACAUUUUAUAAGGUGUGAAAUAAAUUUAUAUGAGCCGCGUCACGACAAAACCAACAUU
Messenger RNA from Ruditapes philippinarum (Manila clam), 1684 nucleotides. RefSeq names its product L-methionine gamma-lyase-like. Gene Ontology annotation, cellular component: cytoplasm. Bases 74 to 1315 code for a protein of 413 amino acids. Lineage: Eukaryota; Metazoa; Mollusca; Bivalvia; Venerida; Veneridae. Gene Ontology annotation, molecular function: carbon-sulfur lyase activity; pyridoxal phosphate binding. Gene Ontology annotation, biological process: transsulfuration. The record is from RefSeq and is a predicted model, not a curated record. The transcript is spliced from 4 exons.